Pleurotus ostreatus (oyster mushroom) is the source of this 942-nucleotide messenger RNA. RefSeq names its product Rhodanese- sulfurtransferase (gene RRS1). Gene Ontology annotation, molecular function: protein binding. The transcript has 5 exons. Gene Ontology annotation, cellular component: nucleus; preribosome, large subunit precursor; nucleolus. Gene Ontology annotation, biological process: ribosomal large subunit export from nucleus; ribosomal large subunit biogenesis; ribosome biogenesis. The record is from RefSeq and is a predicted model, not a curated record. The coding region runs from base 1 to 942 and encodes 313 amino acids. NCBI's taxonomy places the organism in Eukaryota, Fungi, Basidiomycota, Agaricomycetes, Agaricales, Pleurotaceae.
AUGGAUGUAUCAGGCCUCAUUGCCUCGCAUGCUGCGAAAUUCCAGUCAGUGACUGUCGAAAAGGAUACACCUCCAGAGGUCGAUGUUGGUUUCCUGAUAGUGACCGACCUCAACCCCAUUGACGAGGAAUCCUACGGUGCCGACUUGGAGUCGCAUCUUCAGAAGCUUGCUCGCGAUGGCACCCAGGCUCUCAUUUCCAAACUUUUCUCAUUGCCCACAACACCUUCCCCUGACGGCCCAGUAGCCCAACUUCCCCCUCCGACAACCCAAAUACCACGAUCGAAACCUUUACCUAAACCGAAACCACCCACUAAGUGGGAACGAUUUGCUGCUGCGAAGGGGAUCCAGAAGAAGGUUCGCGAGAAAAAGAUAUGGGACGAGGAGAAGCAGGAGUGGGUGAACAGAUGGGGCAAGGACGGAAAGAAUAAGGAGAAGGAGGAGCAGUGGAUUACGGAGGUUCCUCUUAAUGCUGACGUCAACUUCGAUCCUGUCAAAGUGGCUCGUGAUGCACGGAAGGAAAGAGUUGCAAAGAACGAGAAACAACAACUGCAAAACAUCAAAAGGGCGCAGGGUACCUCGUCAAAUACGCUGGAAGAGCGCAAAAAGCAGAUCGAGAGGACUGUGGCCACCACGCGGAUCAGCACUGCUAGCAUGGGGCGGUUUGAUAAACGGCUGGAAGGCGAGAAGAAGUUGAAAGGCGUCAAACGGAAGUUUGACCCAGCAGAAGCGCCUGCAGAUGCUGAGCGAAAUGCUUCUCUUGCACUUCUGAACAAAAUGGAAAGCGACGCCAAAAAGACUCGGCGAGAACCAGAUGCACAGGACAGCGUCCUCAACGUCCGUAAAGCCGUUCGCUUCGCCAGCAAAGGCCGGGGUGCUCUCGCGCUCGCAAAAGACUCGCGUUCAAAAAGCAGAAACGCGAAAGGUUCAAGAAAAAGUAGAUAG